Molecule: messenger RNA, 3250 nt
Organism: Malania oleifera
Lineage: Eukaryota; Viridiplantae; Streptophyta; Magnoliopsida; Santalales; Ximeniaceae
Product: sucrose synthase 7-like
Exons: 14
Coding region: 119-2875 (918 amino acids)
Biological process (GO): sucrose metabolic process
Molecular function (GO): sucrose synthase activity
Source: RefSeq, a predicted model, not a curated record
AUGCAUGCAUGCGUGCAAGUAUAUAUCCGACAGAUCACACAAGGCAGCUAAGCAGGAAAAAUUAAUUGCAUCUCUGAAAAUCUGAAAAGAGCUGUAUUGUAUAUUUUUGUUUCUCUAAAUGGCUUCUGAUUCACCGGCAGAGCUGAGGCGAUCGGAUUCAAUUGCAGAUAGCAUGCCCGAUGCCUUGAAGCAGAGCAAAUACCAUAUGAAGAAAUGCUUUGCCAGGUUUGUUGAAAGUGGGAAAAGAUUAAUGAAGCUGCGUCAUUUGAUGGACGAAAUGGAGAAAUCAAUCGAAGACAAACGCGAACGGACCAAGGUCUUGGAGGGCUUGCUCGGAUACAUCCUCAGUUCCACUCAGGAGGCGGUGGUUGUUCCGCCGUACGUGGCAUUUGCAGUAAGACCCAAUCCUGGUUUCUGGGAAUUCGUAAAGGUGAACGCCGAUGGUCUUAGAGUGGAGAGCAUUACUGCUUCCGAUUACCUCAAAUUUAAAGAAACCGUCUUCGACGAAAAGUGGGCAAGAGACGAAAAUGCAUUGGAAAUAGAUUUUGGAGCAAUGGACUUCUCUAAUCCUUCAUUGACACUGGCUUCUUCCAUUGGGAGUGGAGUCAGCUCCAUCACCAAAUUCAUGACUUCAAGGCUUGGAGGUGCUCAGCGCGCAAAGCCCUUGCUUGAGUUCUUGCUUGCUCUUAACCACCAAGGAGAGAAUCUACUGAUAAAUGAGACGGUGGAUUCAGUCCUCAAGCUUCAAACAACAUUGAUUGCAGCAGCAUUGUUCGUCUCAACACUCCCAAAGGACACACCAUAUCAUCAAUUUGAGCAGAGGCUGAAAGAGUGGGGAUUUGAGAAAGGAUGGGGAGAUACUGCAGAAAGAGUUCAAGAGACCAUGAGAAUACUUUCGGAGGCACUCCAAGCACCAGAUCCUCUGAGCAUGGAGUCCCUCUUCGGCAGGCUUCCCACCAUAUUCAACAUUGUCAUCUUCUCUCCUCAGGGCUACUUCGGCCAGUCCGACGUCCUCGGCCUCCCCGACACUGGUGGUCAGGUAGUUUACAUUUUGGAUCAAGUAAGAGCUUUGGAGGAAGAAUUGCUACUUAGGAUAAGGCAGCAAGGCCUGCAGGCUGUGAAACCUCAGAUUCUUGUGGUCACACGACUUAUACCGGACGCUCGAGGGACAACGUGUAAUAAAGAAAAAGAGCGAAUUCUUGGCACUAAGUACUCCUACAUCCUCCGGGUUCCCUUCAGAACGGAGAACGCUGUUCGCCAACAAUGGGUUUCACGUUUCGAUAUCUAUCCCUAUCUUGAGAGAUUUGCCCAGGAUGCUAUAGAAAAGAUUGUGGAGGGCAUGGGGUGUAACCCAGACCUUAUAAUUGGGAACUACAGUGAUGGAAACUUGGUGGCAUCUCUGGUGGCUGCCAAACUUGGGAUAACUCAGGGAGCCAUUGCUCACGCUUUAGAGAAGACUAAGUACGAAGACUCAGAUGUGAAAUGGAAGGAUUUAGACCCAAAGUAUCACUUCUCGUGCCAAUUCACAGCUGACAUGAUUGCCAUGAAUGCCGCUGAUUUUAUCAUCACCAGCACUUAUCAAGAAAUUGCCGGCAGUAAGGAUAGGCCUGGACAGUAUGAAAGUCACACAGCAUUUACCAUGCCGGGGCUUUGCCGAGUAGUCUCGGGCAUCAACGUCUUCGAUCCAAAGUUCAACAUAGCUGCUCCCGGCGUCGACCAGUCUGUCUACUUUCCCUACUCGGAACAGAAAAAGCGGUUCACCUCAUUUCAUCCUUCCAUUGAAGAGCUUAUUUACAGUGACCACGACAAUCGAGAGCAUACCGGAUAUUUAGCAGACAAGAAGAAACCCAUCAUCUUCUCCAUGGCGAGACUGGACACAAUGAAGAACAUCGCAGGCCUCACAGAGUGGUACGGCAAGAACAAGAGGCUGCGAGACCUGGUCAACCUCGUCGUCGUCGCCGGAUUCUUCGACCCAUCCAAGUCGGAAGACAGAGAAGAGAUAGCAGAGAUCAAGAAGAUGCACUCGAUGAUUGAGAAGUACCAGCUGAAGGGUCAGGUCCGGUGGAUAGCCGCCCAGAACGACAAGAACCGCAACGGCGAACUCUACCGGUGCGUGGCCGACACGAAGGGGGCGUUCGUGCAGCCGGCGCUGUACGAGGCCUUCGGGCUGACGGUGAUCGAGGCCAUGAACUGCGGGUUGCCGACGUUCGCGACCAGCCAGGGAGGUCCGGCGGAGAUCAUCGUGGAUGGGGUCUCCGGAUUCCAUAUUGAUCCAAAAAAUGGGGAGGAAUCGGGGAAUAAGAUUGCGGAUUUCUUUGAGAAGUGCAAGAAGGAUGAGCAGUACUGGAACUUGGUGUCCAAUGCAGGCCUCAAGCGCAUCAAUGAAUGCUAUACAUGGAAGAACUACGCAAACAAAUUGUUGAAGAUGGGAUCCGCUUAUAGCUUCUGGAAGCAGUUGAACAAGGAACAAAAGCAAGCCAAGCAGAGAUACCUUCAAAUGCUUUACAAUCUUCAAUUCAGAAGAUUGGCAAGAACCGUCCCCAUCCCGAGGGAGGAAUUCCGAGAACUCCCACCAGCGGCAACCGGCAAACACCUAGAACCGGCGUCGACGGCACAAACUGAAGCCCAGCUGCAGCCUCCGCGGGCGACGGCGACAACUAAAGAACCACCGUCGAUUGGACCAGAUGAACCCCAACAACCAGCGCCAGCGGCGGUAGCUGAUGAAGCUGAGCCAGUGGGACACGAAGAUGAAAACCAAAAACCGGUGGAUUCUGCAAGAAGCAAAGAUCGGCAAUGCGGCGGCGGCGGAUGGUGUUGGUGCUUCAUACUUAUUUUCCUUCUCUCAAUUUACUACUUGUGGACGAAGAAACGCUAAUUAAUGCAUGCAUGUGCCUCUGAAAGACAAUGGAAAAAUGUGAAAAUAAGAUGAUAUGCACAUAAAUUCUUCACCUCAAUUGUGAAAAGUGUGGGGAUAUUCAAGAUGACGGCAAUUAAUAAAGCUGCAGCAAGCAAGUUCUUUGAUAUAUGUGCUUGUCUGCUUAAAAGUGUUUAAUGACGUUGCAGCAAUCGAGCUUCUACUAUGCCUAGCUACAUGAAAUUGUAAUUUUUAUGCCAAAUAUUUUUUUUAGAUGUAAAAUGAGAAAAUCAGGAAGUAAUCUGCUCCAGGGCAGUACAGACAGAUAAGAAUUCUGAUUUUGUUUUCAACAGUUACAAGCCUAAAGAUGCGCAGGCUGAUAAAAAUUCUAACCAA